UCUGUUUUGUUUUCACAAAACGUUUGACUGCGGAAAGAUUUUCAAUUUCUCCGCUGUUCAAUUGGAAAAUGGUGAAUGAUAAAAAGCGACGUUCGCGAUCACGAGAGCGUUUCAGAGAUGAUCGCGUUGCAAACGCAGCCGACAGAGAUCGCGAACGGGAACGGGAACGGGAACGAGAACGAGAGCGACAAAGAGACAGAGAUGGCGCCAGGCACAGGGAGCGAGAUGCGAGGGAGCGACAAGUGGACAGAGAGAAGGAUCGACGUCAGCGACGCUCUCGCUCCAGAGAGGAUCGCGCUAGACGUGGCGGUCGCUCUCCCGAGCGUCAGCGUCCCAUACGCGAACGUUCUCGGGAGCGGGGAGGACGCAAUGGCGAGCCGGAAAAGAAGCCCAAAUUGGAUGCGGGCGUUAAGGGUGAAUCUGCAACAGGCACAGGUUUAAAGGUCGAAGAUGAGAAGUUGGAGCAGAAGGACGAUGUCAAGUUGAAGAAGGAACCGCUGUCCCUUGAAGAGCUGCUGGACAAGAAGAAGCGUGAGGAGGAGGCGCGCAGCAAACCCGUAUUCCUAACGAAGGAGCAACGUGCUGCUGAGGCGCUGAAGCGUCGCCAGGAGGAAGGCGAACGCAUGCGUGCCGCUCGCGAUGCUGCCAGGGAACAAAUUCAGGCUGCGCAUAGCAAGCCAAACAGUAGCGGCGGCAUAGCCACAGCCUCAGCAGCGCCGCCCAUAUCCAUGCCUCCCCCCGCACAGCCCAUGAAGAGCGAACAACGCGAUCGUCGCGGAGGAGGAGGAGGGGAUCGUGGCGGAGAUCGGGGUGGCGGCGGUGGAGAUCGUGGAGGCGGCGGAGACCGUGGCGGCGGCGGAGAUCGUGGAGGCGGCGGCGGAGAUCGUGAUAGGGAUAGCAAACGUGUCGAGGAUCUGACACACAAGGACAAAGAAAAGGAACUGGAGGCGAUACGUGAACGUUAUUUGGGCAUUGUGAAGAAGAAGCGACGCGUUCGACGCCUCAACGAUCGCAAAUUCGUAUUCGAUUGGGAUGCUGGCGAAGACACCUCCAUCGACUAUAACAAUUUGUACAAGGAGCGUCAUCAUGUGCAGUUCUUUGGACGUGGCAAUGUCGCCGGCAUCGACAUCAAGGAACAGAAGCGUACACAGAGCAAAUUCUAUGGUGAUCUGUUGGAAAAACGGCGCACCGAGGCGGAGAAGGAGCAGGAGAAGGUACGCCUGAAGAAGAUGAAGCGCAAGGAGGACAAACAGAAGUGGGACGAUCGCCAUUGGUCUGAGAAGGACAACGAUGAGAUGACGGAACGCGAUUGGCGCAUCUUUCGCGAGGAUUACAACAUCACCAUCAAGGGCGGCAAAAUACCUAAUCCCAUACGCAGCUGGAACGAAUCUGGAUUUCCGCCAGAGAUCAUCGAAAUCAUCGAUACGGUUGGCUACAAGGAGCCGACACCCAUUCAACGCCAGGCGAUACCUAUUGGCCUGCAGAAUCGGGAUAUUAUUGGCGUUGCCGAAACCGGUUCCGGCAAAACUUUAGCUUUCCUUAUCCCCUUGCUUUCGUGGAUUCAAUCGUUGCCGAAAAUUGAGCGCUUGGAGGAUGUGGAUCAGGGUCCGUAUGCGAUUAUUAUGGCACCCACACGUGAGCUUGCCCAGCAAAUCGAGGAGGAAACGAUUAAAUUUGGUCAACCACUGGGCAUACGGACUGUUGUCGUCGUCGGCGGUUUGUCCCGAGAGGAGCAAGGUUUCCGAUUGCGUUUGGGUUGUGAGAUUGUCAUUGCCACACCGGGUCGUCUCAUUGAUGUGCUGGAGAACCGGUAUCUGGUGCUGAAUCAGUGCACCUACAUCGUCCUCGAUGAGGCAGAUCGUAUGAUUGACAUGGGUUUCGAGCCGGAUGUGCAAAAGAUCCUUGAGUAUAUGCCCGUGACAAAUCUCAAACCGGACACGGAGGAGGCCGAGGAUGAGAAGAAGCUGAUGGAGAACUUCUACACCAAGAAGAAGUACAGGCAAACGGUGAUGUUUACGGCUACGAUGCCACCGGCUGUGGAGCGUCUGGCGCGCACCUAUCUGCGUCGUCCGGCUACCGUCUACAUCGGAUCUGUGGGCAAACCCACGGAGCGCACCAACCAAAUCGUGUACAUGAUGGGCGAGAACGACAAACGCAAGAAACUCAUGCAGAUCCUAUCGGCGGGCAUUGAGCCGCCCGUGAUUAUCUUUGUCAACCAGAAGAAGGGUGCCGAUGUCCUGGCCAAGGGUCUGGAGAAGCUCGGCUACAAUUCGUGCACAUUGCACGGUGGCAAGGGACAGGAACAGCGUGAAUAUGCGCUCGCCGCACUCAAAUCGGGUGCCAAGGAUAUAUUGGUGGCCACCGAUGUCGCUGGUCGUGGCAUAGACAUCAAGGAUGUCUCGCUGGUCAUCAACUAUGACAUGGCCAAGUCCAUUGAGGAUUAUACGCAUCGUAUUGGUCGUACGGGUCGUGCCGGCAAAACGGGUGUCGCCAUCUCCUUUGUGACCAAGGACGACAGCGGCCUCUUCUACGAUCUAAAACAGUGCGUCACAGCCAGCCCGGUGUCCACCUGCCCGCCAGAGCUCACCAAUCAUCCGGAGGCGCAACACAAACCGGGCACAGUGGUCACCAAAAAGCGACGAGAGGAGAAAAUAUUUGCUUAGACCCAAAAUUUCGUAGUCCUUUCGGCAAUAAUAAAAUACAAACAAUUUUCGAUAAAAUAUUC
This is a messenger RNA of Drosophila grimshawi, 2725 nucleotides long. RefSeq names its product probable ATP-dependent RNA helicase DDX23. The transcript is spliced from 2 exons. Gene Ontology annotation, cellular component: catalytic step 2 spliceosome. The coding region runs from base 69 to 2663 and encodes 864 amino acids. The record is from RefSeq and is a predicted model, not a curated record. Gene Ontology annotation, biological process: mRNA splicing, via spliceosome. Gene Ontology annotation, molecular function: ATP binding; RNA binding; RNA helicase activity. Lineage: Eukaryota; Metazoa; Arthropoda; Insecta; Diptera; Drosophilidae.